Molecule: messenger RNA, 2889 nt
Organism: Esox lucius (northern pike)
Lineage: Eukaryota; Metazoa; Chordata; Actinopteri; Esociformes; Esocidae
Gene: twnk
Product: twinkle mtDNA helicase
Exons: 5
Coding region: 141-2393 (750 amino acids)
Biological process (GO): mitochondrial DNA replication
Cellular component (GO): mitochondrion
Molecular function (GO): ATP binding; 5'-3' DNA helicase activity; single-stranded DNA binding
Source: RefSeq, a predicted model, not a curated record
GUGAUAUUGAAGCCUAAAAGUAUUAUUGCUUUGUUUCUUACGGAGUUUUUUUUAUAACGCACCAAAAGCCCGCAAAAGUGUGCAUGCGUUGAGGAAUUCAAUGUUAUUUUAGAAAAGGUCCAAUGUCGUGAGCAGGUAACAUGUGGCGGAGUGGAUUCCUGAAAGGGACCACCUGUCUCUUGGCAGCCCGCAGCAUCCGAACGCUACCUAGCCAAAUAUGUCUCUCGUCAUUCCUUGUCAGAAUCCUCCUACCCAGGCAACACACUCCACGAGUUCCUGUUCCUUCUUGCUAUCAGGGACAAGUAUGGGUGACGUCACUGCCAGUUUUUGGUACCAGGAGUUACAAACGGGACACCAAGUCUAUUCUUGAGUUUCCUGUUGACCCUAUUACAGUAACAGAUAUCAAACAAUAUCUGCGCUCCAAAGCCAUCCCAUUCCACGAUGGCUACAGCUGCUUGCAUGCCCCAAGCAUUUUCCUUGACCCAGUUGUGGGUACAGGAAAGGAGAAUUUCACAAUGUUUAUUGAUAAAACCACAGGCCAGUUUCUGUGCAAGGAGACCCUGGUAGAGGGGAGCUGGGAGGACCUCCAGGACUGCCUGGAGGUCAUGCAGAAGGAGGAACAGGCCUCCCUCAGCCCUGAUGUUUUGCUGGGCUACCCAGAGAGCCUGGAGGAGCGAGAGGAGAAGGAGCAAGAGUUUAGAGAGGUGCAACGCAUCUGGUCUAGCGCUGUGCCCUUCUCAGACCUCCCCGAUGAGGAGGCGCAGCUGGUCAAAACCAUGUUCCAGAUUGGCAAGAUCUCAAAUGCCACACUCAAGAAGUUCGGGGUGAGGCUAUUCAAGCCCACCAAGAGCCUGGUGUUCCCCUGGUUCUCCGGACGAGACUCCAGCCUGCGGGGUGUCAAGCUGCUGUCCGCCCAGAGAACGGAGAGUGGGACGGUGGCUUACGCCGAGGUCACAGUGCCAAAGGCCAGCUCCUACAACAACCUGUUUGGGCUGCCGAUGGUGGGGCGCAUGGACACCGAGGUGAUCCUGACGGGCCGGGAGGUGGACACGCUGGCGGUGAGCCAGGCCACGGGACUCCCCAGCGUGGCCCUGCCCCGUGGCGUGAACGCCCUGCCGCCGGCCCUGCUACCCUACCUGGAGCAGUUCAAGCGGGUCACCCUGUGGCUGGGGGGGGACAUGCGCUCCUGGGAGGCCUCCAAGAUCUUCUCGAGGAAGCUGGGCCUGAAGCGCUGCUCCCUGGUGCGCCCGGGGGAAUUCCAGCCGUGUCCCCUGGAGGCCCUGGGCCAGGGCAGGAACCUGGCGCGCAUCGUCAGGGCCUCCAUCCCCGCCGCCCAUAAGUCCAUUGUGUCCUUCCGGCAGCUGAGGGACGACGUGUACGGGGAGCUGGUCAACACGGAGCAGGUGGCCGGGGUGAAGUGGACCAGGUUCCCGGAGCUCAACAGAAUCAUGAAGGGCCAUCGCAAGGGGGAGCUGACAGUCUUCACAGGACCCACGGGCAGCGGAAAGACCACCUUCAUCAGCGAGUUCGCCCUGGACCUGUGCAUGCAGGGCGUCAACACGCUGUGGGGCAGCUUCGAGAUCAACAACGUGCGCCUGGCCAAGAUCAUGCUGACCCAGUUCGCCAUGCGGAGGCUGGAGGAGAACCUGGGCGAGUACGACUGGUGGGCCGACAGAUUCGAGGACCUGGCCCUCUACUUCAUGACCUUCCACGGACAGCAGAACAUCAAGGCCGUGCUGGACACCAUGCAGCACGCCGUCUACCUCUAUGACAUUGGCCACGUGGUCAUCGACAACCUGCAGUUCAUGAUGGGCCAGGAGAACACCUCUGUGGACAAGUUCACCGCCCAGGACCACAUCAUCGGCUCCUUCCGGAGGUUUGCCACGGACAGCGGCUGUCACGUCACCCUGAUCAUCCACCCACGGAAGGAGGAGGAUGACCGGGAGCUACAGACGGCGUCCAUCUUUGGAACGGCCAAGGCCAGCCAGGAGGCGGACAAUGUGCUCAUCCUGCAGGAGAAGAAACUCGUGACCUGUCCUGGCCGGAGGUCCCUCCAGGUGGCCAAGAACCGCUUCGACGGGGACGUGGGUAUCUUUCCCCUGGAGUUCAACAAGUCUUCGCUCACCUUCUCCACCCCGCUCAAGGGCAAGCACAAACUGAGAAAGGUCAAAGGCGACAAGGCAGAGGGUUCUGAGGGGGAGGGGACUUCAGGAGAGGGUUUAAAGAAGGACGAGACAGCGCUAAAGAAGGAAACGGUGGUUUCGAAGGAGAAUCUGGUGAAGCUGGAGAGGCCACCCAAAGUUAACAAAACGCCCAGAGCUCCUAAGAGUACUACCGUGGGGAGGGGCACAACUUUGCCAGAGGGAAAGAAACAGCCAUCGAAGGAAGACUGAGUGUUUUAUCUUGUGACAUGUAUGUUCCCAUCUGACAGGACAGAAAUGGUUGCUCUCCAUUUACGAUAUAAUGCCGUGAUAUGGCAUUACUGCAUAAUUCUGAUGAUUUGUCACAUGGUCGGAGAAGGUGUCAGAGUAUGUGACUGAAGUAUGAAAGCUUUUAUCUAAAUAAGGAAUGAUUUACGGACAAUACGGUUUGCACGAUAUAGAUAUUGGCAGUGAAUUAAGCUAAACUGUUUGUCUAUAGCCCUGUCUGUCGCCAAGUAAUUUGUAUUUUUCUACUGUGCACUGUCAUGACAACGGCCUUCUGGGGAGUACCUACUGUGUACUGUCAUGACAACGGCCUUCUGUGGCAAGUGCUCACUAACACUGUCUUUUUUCCUGUGUUGUUGCAGAAUGUGAAUGCUACCACAGGUACCCUCUGCUGACAUUUCAGUGUGUUUCACACACACAGUGCUGGUCCUUGUUUACCUCAUUAAAACGCCAAGCACCAGUA